UCUGAGUUGACAAAGAAGAAUUUCCGGUUUAGCUUCUGCUUUACACAGAAAAGGCAGCCAAUUCCUGUGGUUGGGGAUUAAAUUCAGUGCAUUGAGUUGAGGGUCAACAAGUUUUGCCACAAUGUGCUCCAUUCAAGCUCUGAGGUAGGAAGAGGAAUGGCUAAACACCAGGAAGAAGGAUUCUGUUAAGCUAUGAGAGAAACUUUAAAAAAAAUGUUAACUCUCAGCAGGAGUGGAUGUGGAACAGGAGCCAAAAUAAAUAAGCAAAGACAUUGACGCACCUGCCACCCUGAUUUGACGUGCCUCUUCUUGCCUUCCUGAGCCAGAACAAUGUCUAACACCAGCACUACACCCAGCAGCCCUGGUAACCUCACGGCAACCACUGCUGUGACCACUGCUCAGCCGAGCAUCUUCGAAGAAUUUCUUAACAAAAUUCCAUUACCCAGAUGGGCUCUCAUAGCUAUUGCUGUCGCAGUGGGCCUGGUCCUCCUCCUCUUUCUCAUCUGCAUCAUUAAGUGCUGUUGUUGUAGGAAGAAACGCAAGAAGAAAGAGAAAGUCGCCUUUCCCAGCACCAAUGGUUCACCCACCCAAGCAACUCUGAUCCAACCUGAUAUCGAAGACCUGGAGGGUGGACUGCAGAAUGAGAAACGAGGACAGCUGCAAUAUUCUCUGGAGUAUGACUUCCGUAGCCAGGAGAUGAAGGUUGGAGUGAAGCAGGCGGCAGAUCUUAAGGCUAUGGACAGCGGAGGCACUUCUGAUCCCUAUGUGAUUGCCUACUUGACAUCUGAUAUGAGGAAGAAGUAUGAGACAAAGGUUUACCGUAAGACACUGAACCCUGUUUUCAAUGAGAGCUUCGUUUUUAAGAUACCCCAGGCAGAUAUAGCGGAAUCCACACUGGUGAUGCAGGUGUACGAUUUCAACCGCUUCUCCAAGCAUGACAUCAUUGGUGAGAUGCGGAUCCCUCUCGGUGAUGUUGAUUUGCAGCACGUCAUUGAGCAAUGGCAGGAGCUCACUGCAGCCGGCAAGAUGGAGCAAGAGCGCCUGGGGGAGAUUUGCUUCUCACUCCGAUAUGUUCCCAGCACCAGCAAAUUAACUGUGGUCAUCCUGGAAGCCAAAAAGCUCAAGCGGAUGGAUGCACAUGGCCUGUCAGAUCCCUAUGUCAAAGUGCAGCUUAUUCUGAACAAAAAGAAAUGGAAGAAGAAGAAGACAAGUGUAAAGAAAAACACAUUACAUCCCUACUUCAAUGAAGCAUUUGUUUUUGAAGUGCCCUUUAACUUGAUCCAGAAUGUAGACCUGGUGAUUUCUGUCUGGGAUUGUGACAAAGUGUCCAAAGAUGACCAGAUCGGGAAGCUGUUUCUCAGCUGCCGAGCAACAGGCAACCAGCUACGUCACUGGUCGGAUAUGCUGGCCAAUCCUCGCAGGCCUGUGGCACAGUGGCACAGCUUGCAGCCUGUGGAAGACAUUGACAAAACCCUGGGACUGAAGACUCGCUUCAAGCUGCCACUGCCCAACAGCUAAGAACAAAACAAACCUCUCCACUGGAGAAGUGUGCUUGGUUGGUAGGAAAAGUGUGCAACGGAGCAGCUGGUAGCAGAAAUCACAGUGUAGCAUCACGAUCACUUAGUCAAAAGUGUUCUGAAGGAGAAUAUUGAUUGCUCUUAGCUUGAACUCAGACUCUAAAGGAUAUUUAUCUUGGAUGAGUGGGAAUCCAAAUGUGUGUAUGUGUCUACAACCCAUCACCAUGGAAUGCAGUCACUGUUUCAUCAUGAUGAAGAGAAGCACAAAAGAUUCACAAGGCUGUACUAGCUUGGAUUUAAAGCGAUGCUACUAACAGGAUGUGCGGAAGGCCAUGUGCGGACAUGUGUGGAGCAGGAAUUUCCACCGGGCCUAUAAACAUAUUUUCAAUCAAUGCUCAUUGCCCAUGUUAAAAAUCUUAACAUUCAGGGAACACACCCACACAUGUGCAUGUGCAUGUGUUUACUAACAAACAGCUUUUUAAAUUAAAAGAGACAGGUUAAAUCAAAAGAAUCAAAUAAAUUCUCCUUUCAACAUUGCUGCUAGGUAUUUUCGACAGGUUUUUCAGAGUACAUAAGAGCCUGCUGGAUCAGGCCAAUGGCCCAUCUAGUCCAGCAUCCUGUUCCCCCAGUGGCCAACCACAUGCUUAAGGGAAACCCACAAGAAAGUCCCAAGCACAAGAGCACUCUUCCUUCCCUGCAGUUUCCAGCAACUGGUAUCCAGAGGCAUUAUUGCCUCUGCCUGUAGAGGCAGAGCAUAGCCAUUAUGGUUAGAAGCCACUGAUAGCCCUCUCCUCCAUGAUUUGUCUAAUCCUCUUUUAAAACCAUCCAAGUUGGUGGUCAUCACUGCCUCCUGUGGGAGCGAGUUCACAGUUUAAUGAUGAGCUGCAGGGAGUACUUUCUUUUCUGUAAUAAUCAAGUGUAUGUGUAUAUAUAGAGUGCCUGCUCUAAGGUAUGCUGGGCUGCAGCCAUUUAGGGUUUUAAGUCAACACCAUUCCCUCAAAUUGUGCCCGAGAGACCCAAACUAGCCAUGGCCAAUGCUGCCCCAUGCUGUAAUAUAAUCAUCAUCUGCCAGCUAUCAGGACUCAAGUGUCCAACCUGGGGAUCCGAAACAAGAUCUGUGUGUGAAUUCCCAGCAAAAAAAGCAAGCAAGCAGGGAGGGACAAAUAAAUCUUUAUGGUUUCAAUUUAUUGUGUUGGGGCCAGCAAAGAAUAAAUAUGCUCAGUGUGACACCAAGGAGCAUAUUAUAUCAUUAUUCUGUUCCAGCUGGGUAAAUUUGCCGCUUAUGUUGCCAGAGACAUGUAUGGAUUGCAAUUGCCGUUUGCCACCACUAUCAGUUGUGUCAAUAAAUGCUGCAAUAACUAGGAGAAGAUCUUGCUUCCUCUUGCUACUAACCUCUUGGGAAGUCAAGUGUAGCUUAGCAUUAUGCCACUCUAUCUUGUUCCUACCCCUGGUACUUCUUCUCAGCUAUCUCUGCAGAGUUUAUUGUCCACAAAUUGAUUUGUGAGAUUAUAUUAAAAACAGGUUCUUCCCUUUAUUUGUGGAACAAGCAAGCAAAGACUUUCUGUUUCUGGAUCUCAGUUACGUCUGCCAUCAUAUAGAGAACAGUAUCUUGGAUACCCAAAAUGAACAGUGGUCCACCAUUUGUAAUUGGCUCUGUGGAGGAGUAGACCCUUCAUAAAUGGCUGUGGCUGCUUGGCUGUUUGAUUUAUUUAAGCAGCCCCAGCAGGAGCUGCAAACUGGCAAGUUUUUUAGCAACAAGGAAGCAAAAAUAAAAACCAGUUCAUCAGUCUUGGACACUCCUGCUUUUAAAGCUAGGUAAGUGCCAUUAUGUAUCUUUUCUUUUAGCAAUUCUCAGCUGGAGUCCUGAAGAAGAAUGAGGAAACUGUGAUCUGCAUCAUUGUAAUGCUGCCUCCUACUUGUUUAGCCGACCUUAAAAUAUGGCCAAGGAUCAAACUGACUGUUUUUGCUUGGCCAUCAAACUGAACUGCAGGAUUCCUGUGUAUUUUAGAGCAUAAGCCUGUACUUAGAAGUAUUCCCAGGUCAGGGGGUCUAAGGACUGCAGCAUAAGGCUAGUAGCUGAAUUAAGCCUUAAAAAGCUAUACACACACUUAGAGACCUUGAACUCAACAAGGCUUACUUUUAAUGCAAUACAGCAGUUGUUGUUAUUUAGUUGUUUAGUCGUGUCCGACUCUUUGUGACCCCAUGGACCAGAGCACGCCAGGCACCCCUGUCUUCCACUGCCUCCUGCAGUUUGUCAGACUCAUGUUUGUAGCUUCGAAAACACUGUCCAAGAGAGACUAUUUACCAUGAAGGACAGUUAUCUGUGUAAAAUAAAUGUGGUACCAAAUAAAUCAUUCUAAAAAUACAUUUCCCUACAACUCAGAAAGCAUACUUUUUCAUUUAUAUGUAAUGAAUGCACAUAUUUUAUGUAAUGAAUGCACAUAUUUUAUCACACAAUAAGACAGAAUAACAUUCAGAAUUUCCACAUGGAGAAAGUGAGCUUUCAAA
Molecule: messenger RNA, 4025 nt
Organism: Zootoca vivipara (common lizard)
Lineage: Eukaryota; Metazoa; Chordata; Lepidosauria; Squamata; Lacertidae
Gene: SYT8
Product: synaptotagmin 8
Biological process (GO): synaptic vesicle endocytosis; calcium ion-regulated exocytosis of neurotransmitter
Cellular component (GO): synaptic vesicle membrane; plasma membrane; exocytic vesicle
Molecular function (GO): phosphatidylserine binding; calcium ion binding; SNARE binding
Source: RefSeq, a predicted model, not a curated record